Sander lucioperca (pikeperch) is the source of this 3583-nucleotide messenger RNA. It is a transcript of the gene npr3, whose product is annotated as natriuretic peptide receptor 3. Gene Ontology annotation, molecular function: peptide hormone binding; natriuretic peptide receptor activity. The transcript is spliced from 8 exons. Gene Ontology annotation, cellular component: membrane. Gene Ontology annotation, biological process: regulation of blood pressure; vasodilation. The record is from RefSeq and is a predicted model, not a curated record. Bases 357 to 1865 code for a protein of 502 amino acids. Lineage: Eukaryota; Metazoa; Chordata; Actinopteri; Perciformes; Percidae.
AACUCCAGGCCAGAGCCAGCGUGUGUGUUGGCUGCUGGCUGAGCUGGAAGAACCCUCCGAGCUUGGCAGGAUCAGCUGUUGGGGAAGAAUAUUUUGAGCAGGUUCAGGAGCAUUCGGAAGGAACUCUCAAUGCAGAAGAAAACACACACACACACACACACACAGUCAGGCAGAUCCGCUUCUUUAAAAAACCAACACACUUAUUUACCAUUAAGCCAUUUACGCACGGCGGAGGGCUUUCUGUUUGCAGCUGUAUGUGCGCUGCCAAGUGGAGCCAACUUGAGGAAAGAAACAUUUGAAGAACAUCUGUCCAACACUUUGUCAUUUAUCUGAAGCGGGACUUGGAAAGUGGCAUCAUGCCAUAUCUCAGCACACUGUGUGUGUACUACUUUUUGAUGCUCCUGAACCCAGUUAUGACAAAUACCAUCACCGAAGACAUAGAGGUUUUGGUGUUUUUGCCACAAAAUAAUUCCUACCCUUUUUCACACACAAGAGUGUCACCAGCGAUCCUUUACGCGCAGCAGAGGCUGAAGACAGACGGAGGACAGUACUCCGGGUUCCGCUUCAACAUCCACUUUGAGAACUCCAACUGUUUCAAUGAUGCUAUGUUUGUGUUAGUGGACAGGUCGUGCGGGCGCAAGCCGGAUCUGAUUCUGGGUCCGGUGUGCGAGUACGAGGCGGCGGCAGUGGUGAGGCUGGCAUCCCACUGGGACAUCCCGGUGAUCUCGGCAGGUGCCCUGGCCACCGGCUUCAGCAACAAGAACGCCGAGUACUCCCACCUGACCCGCAUCGCUCCGUCCUACGUGAAGAUGGCAGAGACGUUCACCGCGGUGUUCGAGCACUUCACCUGGAGGAGCGCGCUGCUGGUGUACGAAGACGACAAGGAGGAGCGGAACUGCUACUUCACUCUGGAGGGAGUCUAUCACCUGAUGGCGGACUUUAACAUCAAGACGUAUGCUGUUUCCCAAGAGGAUCGCCUGGACACCGACGACAUCCUCCAAAACAUCCAUGACACCGAAGUGGUGAUCAUGUGCAUGGGAGCAGACAAAAUACGAGAGAUCAUGCUGGCUGCACACAGACGACGGUUGACCAAUGGCAAUUAUAUUUUCUUCAAUGUUGAACUCUUCAAUGCCUCUUCCUAUGGCAAUGGCUCGUGGAAGAGAGGGGAUAAAUAUGACAAUGAUGCGAGGCAGGCCUUUGCUUCUCUGAACAUUGUGACACUGCUCAGGACAGUCAAGCCCGACUUUGAAAACUUCUCAGUGGAAAUGAAAAAGGCCGUUGAAAAAGCUGGGUUUCUUGACUGCAAGGACUGCGGAAGUGUCAACAUGUUUGUUGAGGGAUUCCAUGAUGCCAUGUUGCUGUAUGCCAUCGCCUUGCAUGAAGCCAUGAAAAACGGAUACAGUAAAAACAACGGAUCAGAGAUCACCUCACGCAUGUGGAACAGAACUUUUGAAGGAAUCGCUGGCCAGGUAUCUAUGGAUGUCAAUGGUGACAGAAAUGGAGAUUUCUCUUUGAUGGCCAUGACGAAUGUUGAGGCAGGAACCUAUGAGGUGGUGGCCAACUACUUUGGUAAAAAUGAAACUUUUCAGCUGCUGCCUGCCUUCAACGCUGACCAUUUCACCCUGAGAGGAAGACAUAAAACACACACAGAGAUACCCGACAAAUCAUGUGGACUAGGAGUAUCAGCGUUGACUGGAGUCAUAGUGGGAGCUGUUCUAGGAACUGCAAUGCUUAUAGCAUUCUACUUUUUCAGAAAAAACUACAGGAUAACCAUUGAGCGGCGCACACAUAGUGAAGAGUGUGACACCGGGAAGCACCGUCAGUUACGAGAGGACUCCAUCAGAUCGCACUUCUCAGCCGCAUAAUCCUCAGCAGGAGCAGCAGUCCCUUCACAGAGAAUCACACAUCUGAAUGUGACCAAAGACUUUGCAAUGGUUGUCAGUGGAGCCAUGCUGUUAAAAAAUGAGACGUUUUGUGUUGUAUCCUUUAAUGUUAAUUGACUUAUUGUAACUCAGGACAGUUGUAACAGUCACAAAGCACCACUUACUUUGAUUGUUCUCCAUAAAGUAAAAGGUAUAUGAUUGUAUUGGUGUAUAGAAAGCUUUGGCCCUAGUAUUCUUUAAGGAUUUUUAAAGAAUGUGUUUCACUUUUUAUUUUCAGAUUGUGGUUAUCACGACUGUGAAUGAUUCAGACUGUGUAUCUAACACUACAUUUGCAUGCACUAGUGGGGGGAGUGAGGUCUACUUUUGCCUCUCAGGUCAAAAGACAGGACAAACAGAGGCCUCAUGUUUAAGGUUGGUAAACAACAAUGGCAGAGCAAAACUUUUAAGAAAUGCUACAGCUGGAGCUAACCUACUAAAAAGGGAUAUAGGCUAGAUCUAUAUCGAUAGGCUAUAAGCUACUGAUAUUAAGCUACUGAUGUUGUAAGGUUUUCAGUUCACCAUAACCUUUCUGAGAUCCAGCAGCCUCCAUACAAAUCAAAUUUCUCAUUCCUAACUGAGCUCAUUGCUGAAAUGAGAAAUGAGAAACACUGGGUCACAUAUCAUUGAGUACAUCUCUUCUACAUCUUUAGAUUGGCUCAUUUACAAUAUUUCCUUUUAAAUACAUUGCUACCUGCAUACUAAGUUGUGGUUCUACAUUCUGAUAAGGCCUACUUUGUUUACUUACUUAAGUUUACUUUAUUAAUGGUUGAUCAAUCAUGCAUAAUGCUUUAUAGAGCAGUAGCCUAAUAAACCAGAGAACAACUUAGGUUGGGUUGUAUUCGUUUUGGCUUUACAGCUGACCAUCCUCCCAAUGAAUUAAAGGAAAACUACAAUUUAUUGCAACUUGGGUUUUUCUAUCAGUUUUGAUCAUCUGAGCUGUCUGAUCCUUAUCAAGUUUGUUCCCUGAUGAAUCUUUUUUUAGCAAGAUAACUGUUUUCACCAGUGACUUUGGUGAGUACAAUGUUAUCAAAAGUGAUGGCCAGAGUAAAUAGAAGUCUAGGAAAAAAAGAGAUUCAUAGAGCAAGCUAAAAAACAUAAAGCAAGUUUCCUGCUGAAGGAGGAAAAACACAAAGGUUUCUAAUAAUGGCUUAUUAAGGACACAUUCAUUAUUGAAAGAGUUAUCAACAUUACCACAUAAGUUGCAAAUUAUAAACCAUUAUUUCUCAUCAGUAUUCCUUAUCAGAAAGUGGAACUGAAAUCAUAAUUAAUUGUGAUAGUAAUGAUAGUUAAUUAUAUUGCUGUGUUAUAAAAGCAGUGUGAGAUGCUUUCCAUAAACAGUAGUGACUGCAUGAAAAAAGUAUUUCACUCUGCGUUAGUGACCUUUAGUUUUUUAGCAAAGUCUCUGUCAUUUGGGUUGAAUUAUUCAGCCGGAUUUAAAGACAAGGUUUUUAUAGACGCAAAAUAAAGACAGUGAACUUGGUAAAUGGCCUACCCAGCCUGCUGGUUCAGUUUGUGUGUUUGGGGAAAUAUUCGGAGAAUAAACAAAUGUAUUGUAUUUAGGUUCAAAAACAGUUUUAUUCACUUGCUUUAUUCAAAGCUCUGUAUAAUAUUACUAUAAUAACUUUUGGUAUCUGGUAAAGUGACUUAACAGUGACAAUGUA